This is a messenger RNA of Poecile atricapillus (Black-capped chickadee), 2665 nucleotides long. RefSeq lists its product as uncharacterized. Bases 563 to 1504 code for a protein of 313 amino acids. The record is from RefSeq and is a predicted model, not a curated record. Lineage: Eukaryota; Metazoa; Chordata; Aves; Passeriformes; Paridae. The transcript is spliced from 2 exons.
AUAGAAAGGGGAGAUGGGAUGGGGAGAUGGAAUGGGGAGUUUCCCAUCACGGGUCAGGCUCAGCCCUCACAGCACAGGGAGCAGGGACCACGGGGACCCCCGAGGGACCCUGGCAUCCCCUCUGCUGCUCCCGGUAAGGCUUUGGGGUGCCAAAGAGUGGCUGUAAGCAGGGACAAGGUGGCCGUGGCCUUCGCUCUCCUCAAGCACAGCUGCAGCUGAGGGAUGCUCGGGACCGAGCUCCUCCAGAACGCGGAUCCGGCCGGGUGCCGGGGCCAGGGGGUGCCCGUGGCUGUGUGUCCCGUGUCCUGCGCCGCGUGUUCCGGGCAGCCGGAGCAGCCACACGUGCUUUGAGCGGCUCAGGGUGCGGGAGCCGCCCGGCCCCGCCGGCUGUACCAGCGAGCGGCACUGUCGGCCCGCGCUGCCUCAUCGCCGCCGCCUAUUUUUAGCUCUUUUUAUUAUUUCCCCCCCCGGCGCUGGAAAUGAAAACGAAGCCCUUGCAGCAGGGCCGUCCCCCCGGGCCCGUGGAGCGCCGGGGGAGCGGGGCUGGCGGGGUCAGGGGCGGAUGCGGAGCGGGCUCCGCGCUCACCUUGAGCCGGCGGGGGAUGCUCCGGGGAGCUCCGGGCAGCGCCAUUGGCUGUCCCCGCCGGCUCCGGGGGUAUUUAUGGGGCGGGGGCCGCGGGUCGGCACUCGCUGCUCUCCCGGCACACGCUGCCGGCCCCCAUGCACCACGCCAUGGUGGACUUCUCCGAAAAAUACCUGGAAAGGUAGGACACCCGGCAUCUUGCGAGGAACGGGAUGCGCUGGCCAGGGGAUGGUUUGGAAGCAGUGCGGGGUGAUGCUGCUGGACCUCGCGGUCAUGCUGGGGUGCCGGGGCAGAUCACUUUGUAGAGACAGCUCCGGAGUGAAACCAGCAAUUUUUAAAGGGAAUUAUUUCUUGCUGUGGCGUUUAUUGUGCAGUGUGGCCGCAGCUGGGGGCUGUGCACACCCAGGGUCGGUGCCGCUCCUUUGCAAGGGUGUGCAAAGAGGAGCAGCACGUGGAAGCUGGGGAACUUCCUUAGGAGGUGUUUGCCUGGUGUGUUCCAGCUGGAAAAUCCACCCAGGAGCCAGGACCACCUGCCUGGUGUGUUCCAGCCGGCCUUGGGCUGAGGGCUUUGCUGUGGAGGUGACCCACGUGUGCCACCCAGGGGUGCUCAGUGCUCUGCCAGCCCUGCUGCCCUGGGAACUGGGAGCACUGCUGAGCUUGUUGCUCCAGGCUGUGUGGGGUGGCUCAUCCUCUGUGCCAGUGGGUCCCUGGCUGCUGGUGGCAUCGGUGAUGGGAGGCAGAUGGUGUUUGGAGCGUGAGGAUCCGCGUUUGGAUCCGCUUUUCCCACAUUUGCAGGUGCCUGGCAGCGGUGGGACUCGUGUCCUGCUGGGAUCAGGGAGUGUGAAGGCAGUGGAACUGUCCGUGUCCAUGAGGGUGUGGAUGGCACCAGGGACUGGAGGGAGCGAUUGCCCUCUGCAAUAAUUCUGUGGCCCGUUGGACUGAGCCCUGGGGUUGUUGCACCUCUUUUAUUCUUCCCAGUGGUUGCUGUGUUUUACCCUCCUGGGGCUGGAGAGAGCUGUAGGUCUGGAGAGCAUCACCUGGGCUGGGGUGGUGCAUCCCUGUCCUGAAUCCCUCCUGUCCCCCUCGUGUCCCUGGGCAUGGCUUGGCCAGGUAAAGGUGGCUUCUCUGAGCAUCCUUGCUGUCUGUAACAUUAAAUUUGCAGAAUCAGAAAGAUCAAGAAGGGAAAACUGAAGCCGCUUGCCUAAUGAGAUGUUGUCAGAUAAGGAGCUUCAGAUUCAGAGGGCAGAGUCCAUAAGUGCUGAGAAAAGACUGAUGCUCUUAGGUUUUGAUAAAUACGUUAUAUCCACAGGCAGCGCAAGACUGCCCGUGUGCACUUUAUGAUGUGAUCAAGGAGAGGUAUUUUAAGUGGAAAAAAUUAAAAACACAGAUGGAAGCUGAAAUGUAAUUAAGACAGAAUUCAUUAUACUUGCUUUUUAAUGAGCGACAGAUCACUGUCACUGGGAGAAGACCGCCAGAAAAGGGAGUGAGAAGCAAGGCCGGAGCACUAAUACUUGACAUUGCUGUGUUGGGUUUUUGGGAGGUGUUUUUUGCACUUUUUGGGUUUUUGGGAGGUGUUUUUUGCACUUUUUGGGUUUUUGGGAGGUGUUUUUGGUACCGUGUUGGGUUUUUGGGAGGUGUUUUUUGCACUUGUUGGGUUUUUGGGAGGUGUUUUUGGUACCGUGUUGGGUUUUUGGGAGGUGUUUUUUGCACUUGUUGUGUUUUUGGGAGGUGUUUUUUGCACUUUUUGGGUUUUUGGGGGGUGUUUUUUGCACUUUUUGGGUUUUUUGGAGGUGUUUUUUGCACUUUUUGGGUUUUUGGGAGGUGUUUUUUGCAGUUUUUGGGUUUUUGGGAGGUGUUUUUUGCAAUUGUUGUGUUUUUGGGAGGUGUUUUUUGCAGUUUUUGGGUUUUUGGGAGGUGUUUUUUGCAGUUUUUGGGUUUCUGGGAGGUGUUUUUUGCAUUUUUGGGUUUUUGGGAGGUGUUUUUGGUACCGUGUCCCAUCCGUGCCCGGCUGCAGUGACCGCGCAGCGCCACGCGGGGGCAGCACGGCCCGCCCAGCCCUGCCCGUGCCGGGGGCUCCGGGGG